UCCUUCAAGAGCAGAGAUCGUUUUCUCUUAGUUUUGCGGAUUUACCUAUUGAAGGUAGUGCUUGAAUUUAUUUAAAGCAAAAUAAAAUCGAUACUGUAUUUAUUCAUAAAAAACUUUGUGUGCUUUUACGGAUUUUCGACGAGUUUUUCGAUUAUUAGGAGGAAAGGUUUUUUGCGGGUGUAGCUCCCUCCAAUCUGGGUCUCUGUGAAUUUCUGGGAUUGACAUUCGUGAAGGACCCACCCUAGAGCUAAAGCGCGAACGUAUUUCGGUGUUUAUACACCAAAUGCCAGGAUAUAAGAGAAGAUACUGAAGAUAGGGGUGCAUUCACCCCUUCUUCAACACCUCCCCAAUAUAAUGUUUGAAGUAAUAAACGUUGGAAUUUAUUCAUUCAUUAUUUUCAUAGUUGCAAAUGUCCAAUGCAACCAUAAUAACAACAAUACAUCCGUAACUUUGCCGCCGCCUCCAUUUUAUUCAGCACAUAGAGGGGCAGCUAGACAAAUGUACGGAUCGGGAUCGUUGCGACCUCCUGGUACGAAAUCGGUGAUCUACGCAACGGGACAACGUCAACACGGUAUCCGCACAACGAUGUCUCCUCAAGUGUACAGCCCGCCACAAUUCGUACCCUACGUAGUACCAGUACCCGUUUUCCCAAUUCAUAUGAGGGCGGAUGAAUACGAACCGAUGAUAAGAGGUUAUCCAGGAAUUCACCACAUCCAGAUUCCCCCUCGAAGUGACCGUCCGUCGAAUCGAGGAGGCGGUAGAUACGGAGGUCGUUUCGAAUAUCCAAACGGCAGACCGAUUUAUGGAUUUUCCAACGCGCGGUAUCCCUUCGACUUUGGAUUCGUGAGAGGUAGAGGAAUUUCAUCUGAUUUCGAUGAGUCUCGCGGUGGAGCAUAUCUUGUACAUAGAACUGAAGACGACGACGACGAAUACGUCGAAACGUAUCCGACGUUAAAACCUCAAGAAAAUAGAGACGUUCAACCGAAAAAAGCUAUAGAACAUCAUUCGUGCGAGAAAAUUUGCAAGAAAAGCGAAAUGUUGUGCAAGAAGUCUUGUUUUUGCUUAAAAGAAGAACUGAGAUGCGAUGGAAUUAGUGAUUGUGAAGGUAACGAAGACGAAUUAGAUUGUGAUCAUAUUGAUCACCAAGUGCAAUGUGACGAAACUAAGGAAUACGUGUUAUGUCCAAGAACUAAAAAGUGUAUUUUGAAAGAUUGGCUCUGCGAUGGAGAUGACGAUUGUGGUGAUUUUUCUGAUGAAACGCAUUGUGGUUUUAAUGUGAAUUGUACUAACGAUCAAUUCCAAUGCGAUAAUGGCCUAUGUAUACCUAAAUUAUGGACAUGUGACAAUGACAACGACUGCAAAGACUAUUCUGACGAAUUCAAUUGCACUAUUACAGGAUGCGAGGAAAAUGAAUUUGAAUGCUCAGACACGACAUGCAUCUCGAUAAGUUGGAAAUGUGAUAGACAUAUAGACUGCACUGAUGGCUCCGAUGAAAGCGAUUGUGAUGUUAUUCCUCCAUAUUGUACGGAAAAUGAGUUCCAAUGUGCAUCUCAUGUUUGUAUCAAAAUCGAAUUCAAGUGCGAUGGUGAUGAUGAUUGUGAUGAUUGGAGCGACGAGGAUGAUUGUCCCAAGAUACAAAGUACCUGCGUUUCAGGAGAAUUCAAAUGUAAUAGUGGUAAGUGUAUACCGGAAAGAUAUAAAUGCGACAGACAAUUAGACUGUGAUGAUAACGAAGAUGAAAUAAAUUGUGAUUACAAUAUAACGAAAACUUGUUCACCGGAUGAGUAUACUUGUGACAAUGGAGCUUGUGUUUUGCGUACAUGGGUGUGUGACGGUUUGGAAGAUUGUUCACAAGGUGAAGACGAAUCAAAAUGCGAAAUAGUCUGCGACGAAGCCAAAUUUCCUUGUAGCGGUAUUGAUCCAAAUAGCAAUAAAACGGAAACGUGUAUAAGUAAAAAAUACAGAUGCGAUGGAAGGAGAGAUUGCCCGAAAGGGGAAGACGAAGAACAAUGUCCCGCAAAACGUGAAUGCGAAAGAAAUACCACUUGUAAACAACUUUGUAUCACUACUGCCGAUGGUAAUAAGGGUUGUUCUUGUUUAAACGGUUUCCAACUUAACAAAGACGGUGUCAGCUGCGACGAUAUUAACGAAUGUUUAUAUGCAACUGAUCCUGUUUGUUCCCAAAAUUGUAACAACACAAUUGGUAGUUUCAAAUGCGGUUGUAUGACCGGCUAUGUCCUGAGACCGGAUUUGAGAACUUGCAAAGCGAUGGGGGCGCCACCAACUUUAUUAUUUGCCAAUAGAAUCGAUAUAAGGGAGGUAUCCCUAAGUAAUUCAAAGUAUACUGCGAUUUUGAGAGGACUCCACAAUGCCAUAUCAUUAGAUUAUCAUUACGAGAGAGGUUAUAUAUUUUGGUCGGAUGUAUCUAUGGAUGUUAUAAGAAGGGCCUUCAUAAAUGGAACCGAAAUUACAGAUGUGAUAAAAUCUGGAUUGGAGUCACCAGGUGGAGUAGCCUUAGACUGGAUACACGAUCUGAUAUUUUGGACGGAUUCCGGUACCAGAAGAAUCGAAGUAGCUACUCUAGACGGUCAACAAAGAUCCAUAAUAGCAGCCAGCGAAAUCGACAAACCCAGAGCUAUAGCAGUUCAUCCGGGACAAGCUCUCAUAUUUUGGACUGAUUGGGGCCCAAAUCCUAAAAUAGAACGCGCCGAAAUGGACGGUUCAAAAAGAUACAGUAUCAUUACCGAAUCUGUAUUUUGGCCUAACGGCUUAACCAUAGAUUAUACUUCAAAUCAAAUUUAUUGGGCCGAUGCUAAACAUAAUGUUAUAGAAACAUCUAAUUUUGAUGGAAAAUAUAGGAAAAAGGUUAUUAGUAAAGGAUUGCCUCAUCCUUUCGCGAUUACCAUUUUCGAAGAUGCAAUUUUUUGGACCGACUGGCAUACCAAGUCCAUUUCGACAGCUAAUAAAGUGACAGGCGCCGGUAUGCGUCCCCUGCAUUCUCAGCUACAUUUUCCAAUGGAUAUCCAUAGUUAUCAUCCGCAACGACAACCGAAAUAUAAGAACCAUUGCGGUAAAAAUAACGGUGGUUGUGCCCAUAUGUGUCUACCAAACAAAAAUUCGUAUAGUUGUGUUUGUCGGAUGGGUCAGAAAUUGAAAUCCGAUAAAAAAUCCUGUCAGAAACCUGAUAAAUUUCUAUUAUUCGCCAGAAAGAAAGACCUGAGGAUCAAGUACAUGGAUGGAAGUCAUCAACAUCAAUACGAAAUGGUUAUACCGGUAGAUGGUAUUAAAUCAGCAGUAGCUAUUGCAUGGGAUUCGAAAAACGAUUUUAUUUAUUGGACGGAUGUGGAAAGAAAUUCUAUAAACAGGGCGUUUUGGAAUGGAACGUUCCAAGAAAUUUUGAUACAUCAAAAUAUAAUUUCUCCCGCUGGUAUUUCUUUCGAUUGGGCAACGGAUAAAAUAUACUGGACAGAUGCCGGUACAGAUAGAAUCGAAGUAGCUAAUUCCAAUGGUACUUUGAGAUCCUUACUCAUAUGGGAAGAUUUAGAUAAACCUAGAGAUAUUGUAGUUGAUCCUCAAGGUGGUUAUAUGUUUUGGUCGGAAUGGGGAGAACGUCCCAAAAUCGAGAGAGCUAAUAUGGACGGUACCAAUAGACUGAUAAUAGCUAGUAAUAAUCUAACAUGGCCUAAUGGUUUAGCAGUCGAUCAUCUAACCAGUAAAAUUUAUUGGACUGACGGUGGUACAAGGAGCAUCGAAUAUUCUAAUCUGGAUGGUAGCGAACGAAAAAUCCUUCUAGACGGAAACAAUGUACCCCAUCCCUUCGGUCUCGACGUUUACGGUGACCACAUCUAUUGGACAGAUUGGGAAACACAAAAUAUUGAAAGAGCGAAUAAAUUCACCGGUAAAAAUCGUACGGUUUUAUCCAACAGCAUGAACGAUUUAAUGGACGUUCGUGUGUUCCAUAGAAAUAGAAAAAAUUUGAAAACUUCUUGCGGUGUUAAUAACGGUGGUUGUUCCCACCUCUGCUUCCUAAGACCCAAAGGACAUUCUUGUGGAUGUCCUAUAGGGAUAAAAUUAGGGGGUGACGGUUUAACAUGUGAAAAAGGUCCAGUCAAUUAUCUAAUUUUCGCCCACCGAAUGGACAUCCGACAGAUAUCUCUUGAUGUACCUUACAUGGCAGACGUGGUAUUACCUUUUCCGAGACUCAAAUUAGUUACAUCAGUUGACGUGGAUAGAAAAACCGGUGACAUCUACUGGACCGAUACAGCUGAGGAUGUUAUUCGAAAAGCUACACCUGACGGAAAAAAUAUAGAUGUUAUCAUAAUGCACGAAAUGGAAUCACCUGAUGGUAUAGCAGUAGACUCGGCUGGUAGAAAGAUAUAUUGGACGGAUGGCGAAAGAAACAGCAUAGAAGUGGCGGAACUAGACGGAAAGCACAGGAAAGUUUUAUUUCAUAGAAAUUUGGUUAAUCCCAGAGCGAUUACUCUACAUUAUCAUCACGGGCUUAUGUUUUGGUCCGAUUGGGGGGAAAAAGGUAAAAUAGAAGUUGCAUACAUGGACGGUACUCAACGGAAAGUUCUGAUAUCUGAUGAUCUCAAUUGGCCUAAUGGAUUGGCAAUAGAUCGUCCAGAUAGUCGUCUUUAUUGGAACGAUGGAAAAUUGAACACCAUAGAAUCCAGUAACCUAAGCGGAAAAGAUAGAAAAAAAAUUUUAACUGCGGUUCCUCAUCCUUAUGGUCUCGUCGUCGUCGGUAAUCACAUAUAUUGGACGGAUUGGCAAACGAGAUCUUUACAUCGAGCCGAUAAAAACACCGGCAAAGACAAGACUAUUAUCAGAGAUAAAUUGGAGGGUUUAAUGGACGUCAGGUCGGUUCAAAGCGACAAUACCGCCGAAAACGCUUGCGGUAACAAGAAUGGCGGUUGCUCUCAUUUAUGUUUGAGAAAUCCCGUUUCAUUUACAUGCGCAUGUCCGACCGGUUUGAGUAAAACGAAAACUGAUGAUAAACAGUGCGAACCGAUACCAGAAACUUUUCUACUCAUCGCGACGAGAUACGCAUUAAGUCAAGUCAGUUUGGAUACGAACGACGCUUGGGACGUAACUUUACCGGUAGAUGAAAUAGAAAACGCGAUAGACGUCGAUUUCCAUUGGGAGAAAAAGUUAUAUUUUUACACGGAUAUAGAAAAAAACGUUAUAGCUAGCGUAUCGAUGUAUAAUUUAUCGGACAUAAAAAUAUUAGUCAGCAAAAAUUUGUCGUCCCCUGACGGAUUGGCGGUAGAUUGGAUAGCCAACAACAUAUAUUGGACAAAUACCGGCAAUAAAAUUAUAGAAGUCGCCAGAUUAGACGGGAACCAUAGAAAAACUGUGAUAAAAGAUUAUUUGCACGAUCCCAGAUCGAUAGUGGUGUAUCCUAAAAAGGGAUUUAUAUUUUGGACCGAUUGGGGUAUACCGAAAAUUGAAAGGGCCCAUUUGGAUGGUUCCAAUAGGAAAAAUUUGGUUCAUUCGCAGUUGAAUUUUCCCAUCGGUCUCGUCAUCGAUUACGUUAAGAAGAGACUUUAUUGGAUCGAUGCGAAACUAAACGAGGAAAAAAUCGAAACGACCGAUUUACAUGGAAAUAACAGAGUUAUGAUUAGCGUUCAAUCGACGCAUCCUUUUUCGUUAACGCAACACGAAGAGUAUAUUUACUGGACAGAUUGGUUACAGAAAACCGUAAAACGUGCCGAAAAAACCACCGGUAAAGAUACGGUUAUAAUUAGACCUCAAUUGGAUGCGGCUAUGGGUAUAACUAUGGUAACUGGUAAACGACAACAAGGUUGGAAUCCUUGUGCCGUCGAUAACGGAGGAUGUACGCACCUAUGCCUUUUUAGACUUAAGAAUUAUACUUGUGGUUGCCCAGAUAAAUUCGAUCCUACUUGCAAAACAGUAUCGAACUACGUAGUCCCCCUAAAAUGCCCUCCCGGUAGUUCGAAAUGUGAUAUAGAAGAAGAACGAAUAGACUACGACGAAGAAUUGUUUCCUAACCUCGAUUCGAAAUUCGAAGACGACGUCGACGAUUCGUACAGAUCAUUAGGACAUUCGAAUUUGUUCUACAUAAUGACACUAGUACCCAUGAUAUUUAUAAUACUAGUAUGUGUUGCUUUAGUUGCGUUUUUAUUGAUAAGAAGGGGGAAAAGUAAAUAUGUUUACGGUACGAGUAGAAGUUUUUCGAAUCCAAAUUAUUAUUCACCGAAUAAUGAUUCAGCAUCAGCACCGAAUAAUGGGAAGUUUAUUUGGAAAAGAUUGAAGUACGACAAGACACAGGAGAGGGUGUAUGAAGAAACAGUUGGUAUAAGCAGUCCAGAAAUAGCCAGUCUUAUACCAACAAUUUUGACACCGUGUAGUUCAAAUUGCGAGACAGUCACACCAGAGGUGGAAAGGUCACCAUCAAUAACGCCUUUACAUAAAAGCGACGUUAACGAGACGAUUUCUUAAAUAGUCUUAAAUAACUUUAUAGAGUCACCUAUAUGAGCGAAAACAUGCUGAUAAGAUAUUUAAAUGAAGAAAUUACUACUUUGGGAUUAAAUUGUAGUGUAAGUUAUUUAAUCGUAAAAUAGUAAUUUCUUGAUUUCGUCCUAUUUCGCAUAAAUGUAGAUAAAAAGUCAAAUUAAGGUGACCGACAAUAAAAAGUUGUAAUAAUAGUUAAGUAACUAUUUCCCCCUACGCCCCUCCAAAAAAAAAAAGAUUUAAAAUGAUGAUAUUAUAGACAGACUCAAAGUCUGAUAAUGUUAAAUUUGAUUUAUAUUUUUCAAACUUUUUUAACGAAUGAACUAAUUUAUUAAGGAAUCAAAAUGAUGCAGUCAAAAGCUCGGGUCAAUUCAAAACUUUAGAUACGUUGCGAAUUGAUGACAUAAUUACCAGUUUGAGAUACAAAAAGAAGUUACAGACGUUUGAUUGCCAAAAGUUGAGAAAAUAUUUCGAUUAUAAUUAAUUUUUAGUGUUUAUUAUAAGAUUUUCAGUUAAUUCCCUUCUUUUUAUGAUUCAAUUGAUACGAAUUAUGAUUUUUAAUUAGCCUUAAAUACGAAAAAAAAAAUAAUAACUACAUUUGUGUUUUUAUUUUAUUUAACCUAAAGAAUUGAAAUUUUUGACAUUUAUCGGAUUGAUACAAUGUGUCAAUGCCAACUUAAUUCCAGAGAUCCCGAAUCACACCACUAAAAAGUUACUAGAUUGGCAGCGAUGAUAUUGAGUACUGAAUAGUAAAUUAAUAUUAACAAGUACUGUUUCUAUAUUCUAAUAAAACAAUGACAACUACGAACUGAUGAAAUAACAAAAUAAACAUUAAUCGUUUGAUCAUAUGUCAAAAGAUUUGUUUUGACUUUUGACAUUCGAAUGCUAAUCAAUUAGGAAUUUUUAUUUGACAGUUGUUUAUCCUUGUGUUGUUUUUUCGUAUAUAGAAUACAUAGUCCAAACAGGGAUGGAUCAACAGAAUAGCCAACUUAAUUAGUUUGAAAAAAUACAAGUACUGCGUUCCGAUAUUAAAAUUUGAUGACUCUGACUGUUCGAUAUCGUUCCGACAAUCCACGUUUUGUCGACUUUUGACAUUUGAUUGCUUAUCAAUUAGGAAUUUUUAUUCGACAGUUGUUUAUACUUGUGUUCAUAAAGAAUAAAAACUGACUGAGUAUAAUACAACCUCCAGAUCUCACGUUAAAUUGAUUGAGAUACUAUUUCAAGUAUUAGUAUUGAUUUCUAGUAGUGUGAUUUAGGUUAUUAAAAUGGUUCCCAUUACAAAUAGCUUUUAGCAAAACUGUUUGAACUAAAUUUUAGGUUAAAUCUAAUAAAAUUUGUUUUAGAAAAUAUUUCAUAGAAAUAUAUGAAUAACUUGUGUUUUUUUUACGAAUUUCCUCCCCCAAAGUACUUAAAAAAUGAAGCUAAUUAACAAAAAAAUCAUUUAAUUUGGUUAUUUUCAAUAUUUUUAUAUUUGCUAAUUUCAAAAGGCUGUAAUUUGUGAACAAGUGGGUGAAGUUUGAUGGAAUUAUUUUUGUCCCCAAAUUAUGUCCUUCAAUUUUUAAUCUACCUCCCAAUUACAUCCUAAUUAAACGACGUUUUGAACGCAUCAUUUUUUUCGGAAAACAAUGCAACCUGUUUCUACUUAGCGAGUUCUGGUGUAGUAAAUAUUAAAUUGUUUAUUAUUACAAGGGACGUUUUUUUUUCAACCUCCGAUCGCUCCGUGCAGCGAUAAAAGCGGGCAUGUGCUGUUGCCGACUACGAAGCUCUCGUACUACACACUCCGCCAUUGUUGACAUUCAGACGUCAGUCGGCGUUGUGUUAUAACCACGUAAACACGUCCGCCAUUAUUGUAGCUCCCGCCAAGAGUGAUUUGCGAAGUGUUAUUUGUUUUCUAUAAGCUGAAGACAAUAGUGCUGAAGAAAUGCAAAAAAUGCCACAAAUUUCAAUAAUCUACUUUCUUUUAAUAUGAAGAGGACAGGUCUCCAUUUUUAAACCCAUUCUAACUUGAUUGUAUAAAAAUACUAUUGACGAAUGUCUGAAGAUGACUGUGUAAGUAAGAAACAGGUUGCAGCGUUGAUAAUUCCCACAGAAAUAUUUUAGGGUAUUGAUAUAUUGUUGAUGAUGUAAUUAAACGUAAUAUAGUGUUUCCAAUAAAUGUUACCUACAUAUCCCGUUGGGUCAUUGGCGUAACCAUUUUGAAAAGUAACUUGAAGAAAUUAACAACAAUUAAAUACUAUAGGUACCGUUUGAGUUUAAUUUUGUACAUAAAUUUUAUAUUAUUGAUAAUAAUAAUAAUAUUAAGGCCUUUUUUGUAUAUCUUUCAAUUUUCUAACGUUGCUUGGUUGAGCCAAUGAUGACAAUACCUUUGAUUGUUUAUUCGUCUUCAGAAAUUAUUACAAAAAAAAAUGUGGAAAUAUUUUAUAUGUAAUUCCAUAUCAACUUUCUCAUUGGAAAUAUUCCGUGAAAAUAUAAUUGUUCAAUGUUUUUAUUAUGCAUAGUUCAAGUGCCAACGAAGAGGAUGUCGAAAAUUUUUGAGGUUAAGUUUCCAAUCUUACCAAAUGACUUGUCAAUUGAACAUUAAUUGAAAACGGGAAUUGUUAAUUUUCAACAUUCUUUGAUGGGUUCAUAGUAGUUUACUAUAAUUAUCAUUUCCUAUCAACAUUUGAUAGUAAAUCCAAGUUCCAAAGUGAAAUAAUGAUUUUAACACAAGAAAGUUGAUAAUAAAAAUUUUAAAACACUAAUGAAUCAUGAAACAAGGGCCCAUAUUAUGGAAAAAGACAUUGUAAUAUACAUAAAAACACCAGCAGGCUAAAAUAUAUUGUACAGUAGAAUCUCAGAUAUGAAAACCAUGUCAUUCUAUAGGAAAAACAAAGGGGAAAGAAUGUAGGAGAUUCAGAAAAGCUCAGUUAGUGACUAAUUCAUCUCAAUGAGUUCAAUGCCUGUAUCUAAAAUACUGGCAGAUGAAGAACUUGAGGAUGCUACUAGAAGAGAUCAAAUAAGCUCAAUUAAAAGAACGUAUGAUUGAGGAGUUUGCAGCUUAUUUAGUUAAUUUUGUUCACAAUAAAUAAAUGAUAGAUUUACAACUAUAUGGAAAGCAAUUACUAAUUUGGUGAUUGAAUUAUUGCAAAUGAUACAAGUUUUUGUCUUCUAAUAUAUAAGAAAACAACCGCCUUUAUUAAGAUUUUCAUGCAGCUUUGAGUUAAUCCUUCAAUCUGAUCAGUGAAGGAGCCCUAACGAUGCUUCUAAUAAGUCUUGACGUAUAUUCUUUAUCAAAAACAUGGUUUUAUGAGAUUUAAUAGAAAGAAGAAAUUUUGUUCCAAAACAUUCUACAUACUUUUGUUGCUAUAAACAUUAUACGAUAUAAACUUACCAACUUCUUUUCUUCAUAAGAUAUUUUGUCAUAUUAUCUUCGAGUAGAAAUAUUUAUAUUUCAUAUCUCUUUUGUAGUUUUGUAUAUACUUGUCGGUGACAUACUGGGUUUCCGAAAUUUAAGUUAUUUGAUACAAUUUAAUUUGUCUUUUUGCUGUACUAUUUUAAUUUAAACAAAUUGAGUGUUGGGUUUAUUUUCUUUAGAGGUUAAGUCUUGGUCUACAGGACGCAAGCUUAUUCGAAAUUUGCCAGACGUGGUAUGUAUAACUGGUUGCAGAAUUAUGUUGCUUGUAAGUGCAAAGUUGUUUCCCCUUGGAAGGUUCGAGCAACAAUUAACUACAACAAUUAAGUAGUUCGUGUAGUAUUUUUGUAAAUUUUGAGGAUAUUGAUUUUUGGUUGUUCAGUCCGUUGAAAGGUUGUUUGGCGCCCGAGCCAUAACAAACAUGUUUACCAUUACAGAAAGCACCUACAAUGGUUCUCCAAAGACCUAAUGUUGAUUUGUCACUAAAGAUUACCCUAAUGGGGCACCACAUAAGGAAAAUUUUGACAUUUGUAACCACUAAACUGAAUUCAAUUAUACAAAGUGUAAGUGGAAUCAUUUCUUGUAUAACAGAGGAAAUUAUAUUCCCAAAGAUGGCACUCAUGCGACGAAUUGUCAAUUGUCACAACUGACAUUUCUGUCAUAAUUUGUUUGUUUUUAUAAGUAAUUAAGUAUUGUGAAAGAUAUAAUUAGUUAUUUUCAUAACUGUUUAGAAGAGAAUAUCGCUUGAAAGAUUGUUUGGCGCCCGAGCCAUAACAAACAUGUUAACCAUUACAGAAAGCACCUACAAUGGUUCUCCAAAGACCUAAAGUUAAUUUGUCACUAAAGAUUACCCUACUGAGGUACUACAUAAGGUUUCACGUAGAUUCUUUCUAAAUGGCGAGGUCUUACAGAAUUUUAUUGAAAAAGUGUAGCGAUUUCGCUCCAAGGCGUUCUCUGAGAGAUAUUCCACCAUUUCCAAAUAAAUUUUUUGCAGUCCCAUCAAAAACAUGUUUACUAACCCUGGUACCACUAUAUAAAGAACCAAGUUCAAGUUUAUUCCUCAACAUAGCUAUGGGACUAUCCAUCCAAGUUCAAGUUGAUCCUUCAGCAUAGCUAUGGGGAGUAUUCAUGCAGAAAGGACCAGCUGGAUAUGAUCCAGCGAUGUAUGAAAGACUCCAAGGACCAAGGAUAGUAUUAUUGUUUUGGUCUAGUGGUAGUAAAGAGUGUGUUUAUUAUAAAAGGCAUGGUGUUUCAAUAGUUUCAAUUUUAGUACAAAAAUAAAUAAUAGUUGUACGAGUUAUCAUAAAAGACAUGUUUACUAAUCAUGGUACCACUACAGAAACCAUCAACAAUGCUUGUUAUAAGACUUAUCAUUGAUUGUUCAUCUCGAUGUGAAUUCUUUAUAAAAAGCGUGGCUUAGUUGGAAUUUUUGGUGAUAUUCGUACUUAAAAUACUGUUAACUACGAUAUACUAAUACAAUUACACUAUCUGGUCCUUCGAGCCGGAUAUGAACAAGCAAACUAUUUUGUAGUAGGCUCGAAGGACCAGAAAAGUGUAAUUGUGUUCUAGUUGGUGUGUUUACAUUAAAAAACAAGGUGAUUGAGUUUUUCUCAAUAAUAUAAGACUUUUAAGAGUCAUAAUAAUCCUUGUAGCGAUAAAUGAUGGAUGGUUCUGCAGAUUUGGAAAAUUCAUUCAAGUUGAUAAUAAUAGUAAUCUACUUUUAUAGGCAUCAAAGUUCCUAACUUUUCAUUGGCUCUAUAAUAUGUCUAAUUAAUUUAAAGAUAAUUUAUUAUCUGCUCACGAAUGCAUGCUAUAUGAAAUUUCAAAAAUAUUUUUUAUAACCAGUACCACAGUUGUGUCAAAAAAAAAGACUGAAAGAAGAGAGGAUUGUUAGGAUGGAAAACGAUGGAUCAGUAUUUGUACUGAAAUUUUUACUAUUUAUGUCAAAAAAGCGCGAAAUUCAUUAUUACAAUAUUCUUGAAUACAGGAACGAUUUAAAAGUUUUUUAAAUAAAUUUUGAAUGAAAACGAAAAAGGAUAGAACAUUUUUUUAAUUUAUGUGUAGUCAGCAUGUACCUUAUAACCUAUUUAGGGAAAAAAUAAGACAAACAACAGGGAAGAGCUUUUGCGUUAAGUUUGCAUUUGGAACCACUAAAUUCCAUAGUUGAGUGGAAUCAUUUCUUCUGUAUCAGGGGAAAUAACAUUCCAAAAGUUGGCAGUCAUGCAACAAAUUGCUAGAACUGAAAAUGUUGACAUUUGUAACCACUAAACUGAAUUCAAUUAUACAAAGUGUGAGUGGAAUCAUUUCUUGUAUAACAGAGGAAAUUAUAUUCCCAAAGCCGGUACUUACUCGACGAUUUGUCAAUUGUCACAACUGACAUUUCUGUCAUAAUUUGUUUGUUUUUAUAAGUAAUUGAGUAUUGUGAAAGAUAUAAUUAGUUAUUUUCAUAACUGUUUAGAAGAGAAUAUCUUACAGUACGUAGCAAUGUCUUAUUAAGUGGUUAUAAAGAGAUAAUAACAUAUUUUUAAAGUCAUGGUGGAACGUUAAUUCCAAUUACCAUUGUAAAAAAUGUAAGUAAUAAUUACCUCAUUGCAUUUAAACGCUAGAGACUUAUUUAACUUAUCCAAAAGUUAUAUAUCAGGUAAUUUUAAUCUUCCAUGUUGCUUGUUGUAAAAACUGUGAUAGUCUACGAGCUAAAGGCACACGUUUCAUGAAGUCCCUUAAUAUUUUUAACUCAAUUAGAUAGAUCUAUUGAGUAAACCUGUCUCCGUUGACAGACUUGUUUCUGUUUCAAUAAACUCGAAAAUAGUCGUUGCAUACCUUUGUUUAAAGAGUGACUUUCUGUUAUUAAAAUUUCAUAUUGUCUAAAAGUUUUGUAUUUUUACAAACAACUUGAAUGUUAAUCCUCUCAAAAGUGCCUACCUUUGCUUUUAAAUUAACUUCUCAUUUGAUUCUGAUUUGAUAAAUCACUUUUUUGAGGCAUAAUUUUUUGUAACUUCUUCUCAUCUUUCUAGUAAGUAUUAGAAGACAAAAUUUCAAGGAAGCACUUCAUGAAAUGUUUCAUCACUAGCUUUCUGACUAUAAUACUUAUAUAGGUACUGAUCCAUAAUGUAGUUAACUAUAUUACCAUUCUAUAUGAUAUAUUUAUGUACAGAAAGCAGUGGCGUUUAUUGAAUUUUAAUUUUUAUAAAUUCUUUUGACAGCCACUGGAAGUGAAUUUGGUUUGGGUGUUAAUUGAGAAUAUUGUACAUAUAUAAUAGUAUUAUCCGCUAAAUAUUCUGGGAAAUUGUUGAUUAUAAAUUAUCAAAUAUAGUUUAUGAAUCGAAUUUUUAGUUAUUUUUAUUACUUUCAAAGUGGAUCAUAUUGUGCAGAUAUUUACAAAACAAUAUGAAUCACUUUUUGCUUACUAUUCCCUGUAUCAAAGUGGUUUGUUAAAUAAUGUCUGCGACUAUUUUUAUCUUUUAUUGAUCUCAGGAUCAGCAGUAAUAUGAAAAAACGAUUCAUCGAAGUCACGAUAAACAUGUUAAAUUAAGAUAAAUUGAAUUAUUUACUUAAUUUUUUUACUCGUGAAUUUGAAGAUAUUUUCAAACAAAUAACUGUUAAUAAGAACAAUAAAAGAAAUAUCUAUACAAUAGAACAUCUUACAUAUUAUAACAGCGACAUGUCAAGGCACAAGUCGUUUGCAUGAGCUCUUCCACACGUAAAAGAGAUCAUGCGCUCUCCGCACAAAUAUAAAUGUAACUCUUGUUGGGAUUCAACAUUUUCAUUUGUUUUGAAAUGGUAAACAGCACUUUACAUCUAUGGUGGGUGGAUUGAAAAAUUUCUUUUUCAUUGCCCAAUUAUCUGAUUUCAACCCAAAAUUAGGUUAAUUUGGUUUCCUUUAUGCUAUUUUUUUCCAAACCUCAAAUUGUGACCAAAGCAACAAUACAACAUUUUCAUUUUGUAAAGUUAGAUCUUGCUUCAUUAUUAUCCUGUCCAUAUCCACUAUGAUUUCUUAUUUGGUCUUCCAGAUAUUGUAAGAGUGAAAAAAUACAGUGGAAAUUAUAAUUAAUGAUGCUAAUUAUGACAUGUGGCUAUUCUGUAGUCAAUAAUCAAAUUUAAAAUCAAGGUUAAGCUCAUUAAAUAUAUAUAUUCAUCAAUAUCGGAAUGAUUUUGAAUUAUAUGGCCCAAAGAUGUGAACCUACAUUACUAUCACUUGUAUUUUUGACGUUUUAUCUAGGAAAUUGUCUAUGUUUCUCAAAAAUAAAUAAUUUGAGUGUAUUUUGAUUUUGGUACACUCUAUAUUAUCAAAAGUAAUGGAAAAUUGUACUUUUUUACUAAAAAGUAGUUUGACAAUGUAUUAAAUUACAUUUUAAUAGUUGUUUUUUUAUAAACUGAUUAAAAGUGGAAAAAUUUCAAAUCUUUAACUACAUAAGAAAACUAUUCUCAUUGGUUUUCAGUUCUGUCGUCAUAGGUUUAAUAAAAACAUUGAGCUGUUGUCUGCUUGGUGAUCACGAUGUUAUCGUUUCCGGCAACGUAGCGUGUGCUGUUAUAAUACAGUUUUCAUUUAUUAGUUAGUAAAUAAACCUUUUAUAGGUUGAAUUCCUACAUUAUUACAUACGUUAAAAAUUAAAAGCAUAAUAAACGUAGCGGCACAAAACACGAUUUACAUACCAUUUUUUUGCUAUAGUCGUAGACAAAUUGUAAUGAUCUACUCGUAUAUAACGGUUAUUGUGAAAACUAAAGUUGUUUUUUUAAUAAUAACCAUCUUUAUAUAACUGUUAAACGUUGAAUAGUAUUUUUUUAAAACAUUUUUCUCCGUGUAAUAUAUCUUUAUUGAUAGAUCGUUGACUUGUAUAAAUUUAUAUAACGUUUUUAGAUGAAAAUAAUUCUUGAUGUACAGAUUUUUUAGCGGAUAUGUAUAGUGGGAGGUAAGACUACAGAAUUUCUAUAACCGAAACGUUAAGAAAAUGUUAAAAAAAAUUUUUAGAGACAUGGCAAACGUGCCACAUUUCGAGGUUAUGUUUUAGAUGAACCAAAUUAUCUUAUCUACUAUACAGUUGGAGUUUACCUCAAUAUUUAGUUGGUUCUUCUUCUACUUUUAAAUCUAUAUUAAAGUUUAGUGAUUUUUCUGGUUUCUCGAUCAAAUUACGUUGUACAACCUCAUUUUUGUGUCACCCUGUAUUAUCGUCGGUUAUAAAAUUCAAAACAUUUUCUUUAAACUAUGGAAUUUAGUAAUUCUGUACCGUCUACUAAUUCAAAUCUAUAAGAAGUACAAUCUUCUUUGGCUCAGGAGGAUUGUACUUGAAGUGGAUAAAAAAAAAUACUAAGAAAAUCAUGUGAUUUAUUAUUAAUAUAACUGAGCUUAAAUUUUUUGUACUAAUAAAUCAAAAGUCAACUCCAGCCUUAUACACGGUUAAUUAUAUUAUUUACACGUGUAUAAAAAAAUAUGAAUUCUAAAUUUUUUGUUUUAUAAGGCUCGAGUUAUUAUUUUUUUCUGAAGAAUUAAAAAUAAUUUCUUAGGGAGAAUUUGUUUAUAAUUCGCGUUGAAUGUUAUCAGCUCAAUGUAUUAAAAAAUAAGUCGCUCAAAUAAUCUACAUAGGAUUUAGAAGGAAAUAGCCAAAUAAUUGUUAUAAUCGUUGAUGAUUUCAAAUAAUUGCUAUUAGAUAAAAGGCUAUAUACGAAAAAGAAAAACUAGAAGAAGUACCACGUGAUUCAAUAUGGCGCUUCUGGAUAAACGGUGUUAAUUUGUGUAUUAAGAUUGAGGAUUUUUAUUUGAAGUAUAUUCAAUUUAACAAGAUCCAAUUUUGUUAUAUAAUAUUGUUCUAGAUACAGAGUGAAUAUUAGAUGCAGAAAAAUUGAUUGUGCAUAAAAGAACAACAGUUCGAUAAAUCCGAAACACAAAUAAAAUUCUAGUUACCAACAAGGGAUGCUGC
Messenger RNA from Diorhabda sublineata, 15783 nucleotides. It is a transcript of the gene Lrp4, whose product is annotated as low-density lipoprotein receptor-related protein 4. The transcript is spliced from 27 exons. Lineage: Eukaryota; Metazoa; Arthropoda; Insecta; Coleoptera; Chrysomelidae. Gene Ontology annotation, molecular function: protein binding; calcium ion binding. The record is from RefSeq and is a predicted model, not a curated record. The coding region runs from base 355 to 6465 and encodes 2036 amino acids.